Molecule: messenger RNA, 1741 nt
Organism: Hyposmocoma kahamanoa
Lineage: Eukaryota; Metazoa; Arthropoda; Insecta; Lepidoptera; Cosmopterigidae
Exons: 3
Coding region: 199-900 (233 amino acids)
Cellular component (GO): mitochondrion
Molecular function (GO): glycine N-acyltransferase activity
Source: RefSeq, a predicted model, not a curated record
UGUAUAACUUUUGUUCUUACUUUUUUCGGUUUUUUCAGCAUGACACAUAAAUUAUUAGAUUAAGAAAUUGAAGUUUGUUAUGCAGGUACGAUAAUGAGGGCAGAUAUGAAGACGAUUUCGACGCCCGAAACAAAAACUUCUAGGAACGUCGUGAUGAUGAGCGGUGCUCAUCCUCAAAAUCGGAAGACGGGUCUGUAGAUGUGUAUCUCUAAAUACGUACCGAUGGAAGAAGAAGAAGCGUCGAUGCCCGGGGAUUCUUUCCCGAACGUAAAUUCGGUCAAAUACGAACUCCACAUAGAAUGUCCAAACGAAGACACAAGCGAACUGGAAGAGGCCUUAAAGAAGACCAAACAUGUAAAUUGGGAUAGAAUUCUUGGCAUACUAUUAUUCCCUCCACUUCAUGCCGUUGAAUGCAUUAAGGGAGUGGUCAAAGACAUAGGCAAGGAAAUAACGAAAAUAAAUCUGGUGAAUUUUUAUGUCUUGGAUCGACGCACACCGCUUUUUGAUGUUGAUCUACUACCAGGCUUCACAUUUCAACAGUUGUCUCAGAAACACAUCGAGAUCGCGGAUUCAACGUGGCCACUUCGGUAUCCUGGAUCAAUAUUUUAUUUCGAACUUCUCAUUCGGGCUAAUUCUGGUUACGGCUUAUUUAAAGACCAGGAAUUGGUCUCUUUCGGUUUUAUUAAAGAAACUGGAGCUUUAGGACAUUUGUAUACCCUAGAAAACCAAAGAAGAAAGGGCUAUGGAUAUAUGUUUUUGAAAAUGUUUUGCAAUGUUCUUUUAAAAGAAGGAAGACAUAUUAACUCUUAUUGUUUUAAUACGAACGCACCUGCUUGUAGGAUGCAUGAGGAGUUUGGGUUUAAAAAAUGCGGUGAGAUCGCUUUAGUGAAUAUACAAUAGAACUGAGUAGAUAAGUUCCGGGUUCCGUUCGUAUUUGUUUGCUCGUUCCCAGCUUGUAAAGACCGGUGACAUGCUCUCGGGCUGGUGUAGCCUUGGGGCUGGCGUUCCGCAGGGUGUGGUUUUAUCUCCUAUACUUUUUCCGUCUUUAUCGGUGGAAUUACAUCAUCACUCACGUCUUCUUACGAUGACCAAUGAUCAAUUCUAUACUGCAGCCCGUCUUGUGGUUGUAGUUACUGCUAUAGGCACAUUGAAUUCCACGGACAUAUAUCUAGAUAGACGCCGCAAGUGUACGCAUUUCGCGUGUCCAAAGUAAGUGAAAUUCACUUACUUGCCGCUGCUACACUCCAGAACGCGCUCGAUCAUUAUCGUGGAUAACCCGUCGAAAACGCGAAAAAAUGCAUAAUUGUGCCAUUUUAAACCGCAAAACCACCAUAACUGUGGGUAAACGAGUAAACAGGGACGGAGGGGUAAACGAGUUAAUACGCCAUGAAUAUCGAACGAAUGUACUUUUGUACACAAUGCAUUCAGUUUCGUGGUACGGCCGCUUGUAUACUUCUUUGGCCAAAUUUAACAUUCAGUGAUGUAUACGUUAGACAACACUGGGGCCCUACCAUGAACUCUUAUUACGGUACAAGUACAGUACUUUACUAAACUUGUACGGUUCGUAACGACAAAAAAGCGGGAUGGUGAUAUAUACAUAUACACUUCAUAUAGCGCUGUCUUACAACGACUCAUUUUAGGUCCUAAACUGAAUCGUAAUUAGAGUUCAUGGUACCCUGUUCUCGAUUCUGAUCGAUUUUGAAAACAAAGGGACGAAAAUUAUUAUGACCUUAGCAAUAUU